UAGUAGCUUUUAACUACUGCCUCAGUAUGGAACAAGUGGAGUCUUCUGUACGGGAUAAAAUCAAAAUCAAAUUAAUACCUGCACAAACUGCCGAAGAACGUAAACGUAAUAUUAUAGCCAAUGUCGUAGUGGUGGAAGAUGUUGCCAACGGAGAUGGAUCUGGACUGAUGCCGUACAUUGAUGAAGUGGUAACAGCCACUAAUGUAAAUCAAUUGCAAAACACACAAGGAAAGAAUGAAAAACCCCGUCUACGUUAUUAUGCUGUCGGUCCAUCAACAUAUCGCAUUAAGUGCCCCCUGUGUCGUCAGCGUGCGGAUGCGGCGGUGGUGCGUGCAGCUGGCUAUAAAGAUGCCACUUGUUGUUUAUCGAUGUUGUCGUGUGUCUUUCCUCUAUUUUGGAUCUGUUGCAUAUGCACUUGGUGUGGCUGCAAUCGUGAAUGGACUACAAAGGGCCUGUACUGUAGUGAGUGUGGUGGCAAAUUGGGAAUACAAAGAAAACCUAAAUAGUUGUAAUUUAUUUUUAGAUUUUAGUGGGAAAAUAUAUCAAUGAAAAUUAUGCUAAAACUGUUUGUCAGACAAAAGAAAAAUAUGUAUUAUAAUGAAAUAAAAACGAUUCUAUUGAAAUGCAAUUGCUUAAAGUAAAAAUGUUGUGGCAUUUAAAUUUUUGUUGAAAUUAGAACAAAUUUUAAAUAAAAUUUGCAGUUAUACAAACAUUAUUUAUAAAUGAAAAUAAAAAAACA
This is a messenger RNA of Lucilia cuprina (Australian sheep blowfly), 739 nucleotides long. RefSeq lists its product as uncharacterized. Bases 27 to 506 code for a protein of 159 amino acids. Lineage: Eukaryota; Metazoa; Arthropoda; Insecta; Diptera; Calliphoridae. The transcript is spliced from 2 exons. The record is from RefSeq and is a predicted model, not a curated record.